Messenger RNA from Pogoniulus pusillus (Red-fronted tinkerbird), 1610 nucleotides. It is a transcript of the gene RASSF6, whose product is annotated as Ras association domain family member 6. NCBI's taxonomy places the organism in Eukaryota, Metazoa, Chordata, Aves, Piciformes, Lybiidae. Gene Ontology annotation, biological process: signal transduction. The record is from RefSeq and is a predicted model, not a curated record. Bases 569 to 1594 code for a protein of 341 amino acids. The transcript has 12 exons.
CCCCAUGUGCUAUCUAUUCCUAAUCUGCUCUGACCAGGCUCCAUAAAGAACUUAUCAGGUAUUUGUGUGACUCAAAUGGACUCAAAACCAGGACGUUGGUAGGAGCAGCUCAAGUGUGAGAGUGAAAACCAGAAGCACCCUGGAGCCAUGGUCACCAGGCCAGUGUGAAAAUAAACCAACACAGCUGGUUUGGCUGGGAAGGAGAACUCUGGCCACCACCAGGUUUUUGCUGCUGUCUUAGCACUGAGAUCCUUGCCUGAGCCCAGGUGCAGAGCUGCAAACUGCAGGGCAAAGUGGAAUCCCAGUAUCUUGAGUGCCCUACAGUGAGUCCAGCUCUUGAGAGCAGCGCUCCAGAGCGGGGAUGAUGCGAGCAAGAGCUGAGUAUUUAUGGGUCUGCUUUGCCCUCUCCCUAGCAUAAAGCUGUGCAGAGCAGAAGUUACAAAUGAAUUGACAUCAAUCCUGGUGUGACAAAAUGGCUUUGAAGGCAAAGUGCUCUUCUUGCUCCUCUCUGUGGCUCAAUAACUUCCAGUUUCAGGCUUGGUCUUGUCAGUUCAUCUCUUCUGACUAAAUGAAGAAAGUGACUAUGAAAGCACAGCAUCUGCCUUCCCUUGCCAUCAACGAGGAGAAGUUCCUAACCAGAGAGCAGCUCAAUUCACUUCUGAAGACUUACAACUCCUACUAUUCUGACCAGGAAAACCUGCAACUGUCACAUAAUCAGCCAGAGGGAGGCAAACCAUUUAUUGAAGGGAUCUUGUCCAUCUCCUGGGGAGUCCGGCACCCCAUCAGGCUGAAAGCCCAGGAUGAGAAGCAGCUUCCCUCUUUUGUCACCCUGAAGGCAGCCGAGAGCGAGGGUCUGUUCCCUGCUAAAAGGGGCAUGACACGCUGGGGGGAGUUUGAUGACCUGCAUCACAUCAGCGGGGACACGCUGAAGGCUGCUGAGGCAGAGCCAGGCCUGGAGACAAACCACCUGUGCUACCAAAGCCUGACGCUGCAGCCCCAGAGCCAGCAGGACCAGGACUGUGCCACCCUGCCCAGGGCCCGCAGCGAGGCGGCUGUGACACGCAGGAGGAGCAGGGUGCCCACCAUAGCCAGGAGGGAAGAGGAGACUCGCAGGUUCUCAAUCAAUGGCCACUUCUACAACUACGAGACCUCUGUUUUCACUCCAGCCUUUGGAUCAGAAACCAAGAUAAGGAUCAACAGCCAGAUGAGGACAAGGCAGGUCAUAGAGCAGCUGCUGAGGAAGUUCAAGAUAGAGAACAGCCCCCAGGAGUUCGCGCUUUACAUCAUCCACGCCUCCGGAGAGAAGAAGCAGCUGAGGAGUGCAGAUGUUCCCCUCCUGCACAGGCUCCUUCAGGGACCCUCGGAGAAGGUGGCCAAGUUCUUCCUGAUGGACAGGGACGUGGAGGAGAUCAGCAGUGAUGUGGCUCAGUACCUCCAGUUCCACCUCCCCUUUCUGGAAUCGAUCCUGCGCAGGAUAGAUGAAGAGGAGCAGCAGGAGAUCCAGCAGACAGUUGCAAGGUACCUGAAGGAGAAGACCAUGAUUUGCCAGCAGCUGCACAGCCGAACUGCCAGGAAAACAGAGACCACUGUCUGACCUCAGCAGCCUGCUG